AUGUUUGACAGGUCUUGCCAUCUCGGAAGUCCAAGGUCAAGUCGGACCGGGAGUCGGAUAAGGUCGUUGCUUUUCUUCUUCUUCCUCUUCGUACUCCCAUCGUUGGGGAUGGCGGGGAGGCGGAGGAGGGGCACAAGAGUGGGAAAGCGUAAUUCUGGUGUUACCGCGUUCUUUCUUCUCUUCUGUAUCGAUUGUGAGAAUGCCAUGCUGGGUACGGGGAUCUGUGUGGCACUGUUACUCGGGAGAUUGCUUGCUUCCUUCGUCGUCGUCGUCGUCGUCGUCGUCGUCGUCGUCGUACAGAGACACAAAGACACGCAUCACGCACGCCGCCGAGCUUUCGAUUCCUACAGAUGA
Messenger RNA from Colletotrichum lupini, 354 nucleotides. RefSeq lists its product as uncharacterized. The record is from RefSeq and is a predicted model, not a curated record. Lineage: Eukaryota; Fungi; Ascomycota; Sordariomycetes; Glomerellales; Glomerellaceae. The coding region runs from base 1 to 354 and encodes 117 amino acids. The transcript has a single exon.